AUGUUGAUCUCACUUACCGUGGGUAAAGUUGAUGCCGGAGUGGCUGUCUUAUUAACUCAAGAUAAACGACUUAUUGAAUUUCCAUCUAUUCUUCUUCCACCCAACAUUACCUCUGGCAGCAUCGUCGAUAUCACCGUUGCAAGAAACCUUAUCUCGGAGGAUAAAUCCCAAAAGUCAUUCCUAGCUCUUCAAGACUCUAUCUUCAAUUCCUUUGGUGCAUCAGAGCCAUCUGCACCAGUCCUUCGCUGUCGUAAUGCAACUCAAACUUCCGUCGUCUUGGAAUGGGAUCCUAUUGAGUUGGCAACCGCAGACGUCAUCUCCCUCUCCCUUUUCCGCAAUGGACAAAAGGCUGGAAACAUCCCACGGCCCACUCAGAUGCUGAGCACGAAGAUUAGUGGUUUGGCGGUUGAUACGGAAUAUUCGUUUCAUCUGGUACUGAGAACAAGUGCUGGGACUUUUAGUAGUGAGAGGGUGGUUGUAAAAACACAUAAGAUGACGGAUUUAAGUGGCAUCACGGUUACACCUGGUGUUUUACCUGCUGCAUUGAAGGAGAGUCUUGUCAAGGCAGUUGAGAGGAUCGGGGCGAAGAUAGCAGAUACUGUGAGGAUCGACACCACACACUUUGUGACCACAGAGGGAAGAGGUAUAGCUUGGGAGAAAGCUGUUGAGAUGAAUAUUCCAGUUGUAAGACCGGAAUGGGUUGAGGGUUGUGAAAGAGGCGGAAGAAUUGUAGGUGUUAGGCAAUAUUAUCUUGAUGCAGAUCCAAAACAGAGACAAGUAGUUUCGAACGCACCUCCGCCUCAACCAGCACAGCCUGAACCACGGAAGGAGCAAGUAGCAACUCCACCUAAUUCACCCCCGCCCACAAACACAAACGGUACGAAUGGUCACACUAUUCCUCCUACUCCACCCGCAAAAGAUACACCUAAGCCAGAUAAGGGGAAGAGAGAGGAGCAAGAAGAAGAAGAUUCCGAGAGCGACUCGGAAGGAGGAAAAGAAAAGCAUGGGACAGAAAAGACAGCUGUACCCGAAGAGCAAAAAUCCCGCGCCUCAGAUGUAGAGCAACAGAAACUUGCUCUUCGACCUGCAGCGCCAUUUGGGGUAUCAGCGGAUGACUUGACCAAAUCGAGCGAUAACAUUUCUGGCAAUCAAACACCAGGAAAUGCUAGCUUUCAAGAUGUCGCUUUGUGA
Sclerotinia sclerotiorum 1980 UF-70 is the source of this 1191-nucleotide messenger RNA. RefSeq lists its product as hypothetical. Gene Ontology annotation, molecular function: protein dimerization activity. Gene Ontology annotation, biological process: Golgi to plasma membrane transport; conjugation with cellular fusion. The record is from RefSeq and is a predicted model, not a curated record. Lineage: Eukaryota; Fungi; Ascomycota; Leotiomycetes; Helotiales; Sclerotiniaceae. The transcript is spliced from 2 exons. Bases 1 to 1191 code for a protein of 396 amino acids. Gene Ontology annotation, cellular component: trans-Golgi network; exomer complex.